Messenger RNA from Chinchilla lanigera (long-tailed chinchilla), 3881 nucleotides. It is a transcript of the gene Slc17a6, whose product is annotated as solute carrier family 17 (vesicular glutamate transporter), member 6. Gene Ontology annotation, cellular component: synaptic vesicle membrane; excitatory synapse. Bases 380 to 2131 code for a protein of 583 amino acids. The record is from RefSeq and is a predicted model, not a curated record. The transcript has 12 exons. Gene Ontology annotation, molecular function: L-glutamate transmembrane transporter activity; neurotransmitter transmembrane transporter activity. Gene Ontology annotation, biological process: transmembrane transport; neurotransmitter loading into synaptic vesicle; regulation of synapse structure or activity. Lineage: Eukaryota; Metazoa; Chordata; Mammalia; Rodentia; Chinchillidae.
ACCCUGGAAAUCGGGAAUUAACAUCUUUUUCAGUGAACUGACUACCAGGACAAGAACUCAUCUGCACCCGCCCAAAUACCAUGGCACUGCGUGCGCCCUUUGCCACCAGAUCCUCCCCUUCCAAUGAGACUUUCUGAUUGUGUCUACCAACUCUCCUAUUAGGAAACCCGUGGGCUGCGUGCAGCUAUUCUGUUGUAUUCUCCUUCUCACGCGCCCUCGCUCUCUCACUCGCGCUCUCGCUGGAGGCACACCAGUACCAGUCCGCUGAGAAGAAAAAACCCACAACUACGUUAAGCGAGCAGGAAAAUAUGCGCAGCCCUCGCCUUUCAUAGCAAUCACUACUUAAAUCUGGCAAGACAAGACAUCAGUCUUCCCGAGAAUGGAGUCCGUAAAACAAAGGAUUUUGGCCCCAGGAAAAGAGGGGCUAAAGAAUUUUGCUGGAAAAUCCCUCGGCCAGAUCUACAGGGUGCUGGAGAAGAAGCAGGACACCGGCGGGGAGACCAUCGAGCUGACAGAGGACGGGAAGCCCCUGGAGGUGCCGGAGAGGAAGGCGCCGCUGUGCGACUGCACGUGCUUCGGCCUGCCGCGCCGCUACAUCAUCGCCGUCAUGAGCGGCCUGGGCUUCUGCAUCUCCUUCGGCAUCCGCUGCAACCUGGGCGUGGCCAUCGUGGACAUGGUCAACAACAGCACCAUCCACCGCGGCGGCAAGGUCAUCAAGGAGAAAGCGAAAUUCAACUGGGACCCGGAAACGGUGGGGAUGAUCCACGGUUCGUUCUUUUGGGGCUACAUCAUCACCCAGAUCCCCGGUGGAUACAUCGCGUCGCGCCUGGCAGCCAACAGGGUGUUUGGAGCUGCCAUCCUUCUCACCUCCACCCUAAACAUGCUAAUCCCAUCAGCAGCCAGAGUGCACUAUGGAUGUGUCAUCUUCGUUAGGAUACUGCAGGGACUCGUUGAGGGUGUCACCUACCCAGCAUGCCACGGGAUUUGGAGCAAAUGGGCCCCUCCGCUGGAGAGGAGCAGGCUGGCCACCACCUCCUUCUGUGGUUCCUAUGCUGGAGCUGUGAUUGCCAUGCCUCUGGCUGGCAUUCUUGUACAGUACACUGGGUGGUCUUCAGUGUUCUACGUCUACGGAAGUUUUGGGAUGGUCUGGUACAUGUUUUGGCUUUUGGUGUCUUACGAGAGCCCUGCAAAGCACCCCACUAUUACAGAUGAAGAACGUAGGUACAUAGAAGAAAGCAUUGGAGAGAGUGCAAAUCUAUUAGGUGCAAUGGAAAAAUUCAAGACUCCAUGGAGGAAAUUUUUCACAUCUAUGCCAGUCUAUGCAAUAAUUGUUGCGAACUUCUGCAGAAGCUGGACUUUUUAUUUAUUGCUUAUUAGUCAGCCGGCAUAUUUUGAGGAAGUCUUUGGAUUUGAAAUCAGUAAGGUCGGUAUGCUGUCUGCUGUGCCCCAUUUAGUCAUGACAAUCAUUGUGCCUAUUGGAGGACAAAUUGCAGAUUUUCUAAGAAGCAAGCAAAUCCUUUCGACAACUACGGUGAGGAAGAUCAUGAACUGCGGUGGUUUUGGAAUGGAAGCCACGCUGCUGCUGGUGGUUGGUUACUCUCAUACUAGAGGGGUAGCCAUCUCAUUCUUGGUACUCGCAGUGGGAUUCAGUGGAUUUGCUAUAUCUGGCUUCAAUGUGAACCACUUGGAUAUUGCUCCAAGAUAUGCCAGUAUCCUAAUGGGCAUUUCAAAUGGUGUUGGCACACUGUCGGGAAUGGUUUGCCCUAUCAUUGUUGGUGCAAUGACGAAAAAUAAGUCACGUGAAGAGUGGCAGUAUGUCUUCCUGAUAGCAGCUCUCGUCCACUAUGGUGGAGUUAUAUUUUAUGCAAUAUUUGCCUCAGGAGAGAAGCAACCCUGGGCAGACCCUGAGGAAACAAGUGAAGAGAAGUGUGGAUUUAUCCAUGAAGAUGAACUGGAUCAAGAAACAGGGGACAUUACUCAGAAUUAUAUAAAUUAUGGUACCACUAAAUCUUAUGGUGCCACAACACAAGCCAAUGGAGGUUGGCCUAACGGUUGGGAAAAGAAAGAGGAAUUUGUACAAGAAGGAGUACCAGACUCAUAUCCGUAUAAGGACAGAGAUGAUUAUUCAUAACAAAAUUAAUUGCUGGAUUUAUUUUUAGUGUUUGUGAUUAAAUUAAGUGUGAUUGCACAAAAAAAUUUAAAAAACGUGGUGUAAAUGUAUCAACCAGGCAAGUCUUGCUGUAAAAACGAAGUCAAACUCAUGAAAUCACCACUAAGUGCAAUCUGUAGAAGUUGUGAAAUUACAUCAUUUCCAUCCGGGUCAUCCAUUCUUGCCUUUGUGAUUUAAAGGUUCACUGUAGAAAUAAGUAGUUACCCAUUGGAUUCGCAGGAGCUAAAACUCACCACCAUUUAACAAAGCACAAACAUUUGGCACAUGUCAUCCUACAGAAGUUAGGAAGCCAAAGCUACUUGAUCAUGCAAAAUGCACUUAUACAUUUGUUACAUUGUACUGCAAGAUAUCACACAGAAAUCCUGUUUCCAAAAAAAGUGAUACGAUCCUAUUGGCUGCACCAGAUGUUAACAAUAUUUAGUGAGUGUAAGUAAUGGAGCUGAGAUCUCUCAGUGGAAGAAGUAUAUUGAGCACUAGCCACUCGAAAGUUGUACUAGGUAAUUAUUUGGAUUGCAUCAUGUGGGAUAUUUUGUGAUCCAAAGGAAUAUCUUGCAGGGUUUUAUAUAAAAUGCUUGGGCACAAACACUUAUUUUUGUGAAAGAGAACUUGUAAAGUGAGGGGUAUGCUUCAUGUUCUUCCAUUCGUUACCUAACAGUAUGAAACACUACACAUUUCAAUAAAUUCAAUUUUUCAUGUAGCAUAUCACAUAACUUUUUUGCAAAAAACAAUAUAAAAAAAGAAAUAGACUUUAAUGUAUUUUUUAUUACAACUUUGUACUGGUUGUAACUUGCAUUAGGGGAAAAAAAAGAUAUAUACACCAUAAAGAAUCUAAUAAGAAAUUUAUUACGAAGAUAUAACCCUUAACAUGCAAUAUUGAAAAUAAAAGAAAUAGAAAGUGGUUUAGAUAUCCUUCUUCCUUAAUAAUUAAAUACUAUAUGACUCUUGUGCCACAGAACUAUAUAUAAUAUGAAAAGUAAACUUAAGAGAUAUUGUAAGUAGACAAUUUUAUUAUUUAAAGUCCCAUUUAAGAGAUAUUUGUCUUAAAUAUAUAGGACAGUAACUUAUAUUAAAAUUGUAUCUAUGUAUAUCUGUAUAUCUUAUACAUAUCCAUACACACAGAAACAUAAUAAACAAUCUUCACACAAACCAAAAAUAGCAUACACCUAAUGUUGGGUUAGGGGACUGUAAUUUCUACUUUCAUAGAGUCGUAGACUUUUAGAUGGGGAGGAGGUAUUUUGCUUGUCAUUUCUUAACCUAAUUCAACAGGAAUUGUGACAUUUGUGUACCAAGCAAUAAGUGUAAUGCAGACAAUUUCCUGUCUAUAUAUUGCCUUCAUUUUGCUUGUGGUAGCUGUUUGGGUGGUCGGAAUGAUUUCUGUUAACAUCAGACCGCUUUAUAUUGUUCUCCAAUGUAAUAAUGCACUUUCCAGUUCAGCUCAAAAUAUUACUGGUGUGUUUGUCUGUUCUGAAUAUUUGAUCAGCUCAUUGUGUUGUGCUAGUGACUGGACGCCCUGCUACUGCAACACAAACCAUGAAGUUUGUUUCAAAUGCAAACCAUUCUUGACCUUAAGAAAAUAAAAAUACCUUUUGCUUUGUGUCUCAAAGUGAUGUAAUGUGACCAUAGCUUUUAUUGUGAAUAAAACAAUGUGGACUGUCAUUUUGUUGCAGCAAAAAGGUUAAUAAAAUGCUCUAUUUAUGCUUUUGUAAAAGCA